GAAAAAAUAAAAAGAUGGCUUACGAAACGAAGCCGUUUGGAAAAAGGUUCAGUGACUUUAGUUCCCUCUCUCCCCGUGCAAAGUGACAGACUCAAUAAUCAUACCAACACACUGCGUAGGUACCAAGCGAAAUUUGAAGAGCAGCAGACAGCAAUGGCUGAACCCAAAAUCAAAUACGAUCGCCAGCUCAGGAUUUGGGGUGAACAAGGACAGGCAGCCCUUGAGAAAGCUAGUAUAUGCUUACUCAAUUGCGGUCCAACCGGUUCUGAGACACUAAAGAAUCUUGUUCUUGGUGGGGUUGGAAGCAUCACUGUAAUUGAUGGAUCCAAGGUUGACGCUGGGGACCUUGGAAAUAAUUUUAUGGUGGAUGAAUCAAGCGUUGGGCAGUCGAAGGCAAAAUGUGUAUGUGCAUUUCUUCAAGAGCUAAAUGAUGCUGUUAAGGCCAAGUUUAUAGAAGAGUAUCCGGAGUCGUUAAUUGAGACCAGUCCCUCAUUUUUUUCCCAGUUUACAUUGGUAGUAGCUACUCAGCUAGGGGAAGACUCGAUGCUAAAGCUUGAUAGAAUCUGUAGGGAGGCAAAUGUAAUGUUGAUCUUUGCUCGCUCCUAUGGCCUAACUGGUUUUGUCCGAAUCAGUGUGAAGGAACAUACAGUUGUUGAGUCAAAGCCUGACCAUUUUCUGGAUGAUCUCCGGUUGAAUAAUCCAUGGCCCGAGCUCAGGAGGUUUGCAGAAAGCAUUGAUUUAGAUGUGCAAGAUACUGUGGCCCAUAAGCAUACACCAUAUGUGGUCAUUCUUGUCAAGAUGGCAGAUAAAUGGGCCAAAAGCCAUGGUGGUAGCCUUCCAUCAACCAGAGAAGAGAAAAAAGAGUUCAAGGACCUUCUUAAAGCCAGUAUGGUUGCAGUGGAUGAAGAUAACUAUAGAGAAGCUAUUGAGGCCUCGUUUAAGGUCUUUGCUCCUCGAGGAAUUAGUUCAGACUUGCAACAGAUUCUUAAUGAUAACCGUGCUGAAGUUGAUUCUAAUUCAUCAGAUUUUUGGGUGAUGGUGGCUGCUCUGAAGGAAUUCAUAGCAAAUGAAGGUAGUGGCGAGGCACCUCUUGAGGGAUCAAUACCUGAUAUGACAUCUUCUACUGAGCUUUAUGUAAAUCUGCAGAACAUUUUCCAAGCGAAGGCUGAGGCUGAUUGUCUUGUUAUUGAGCAACGAGUUAGAUAUAUUCUGAAGAAAAUUGGUAAAGAUCCAAAUAGCAUCUCAAAGACAACAGUAAAAAGCUUCUGUAGAAAUGCGAGAAAACUAAGAGUUUGCAGGUAUCGCUCCAUUGAAGAUGAAUUUAAUUCUCCAAUUUUACCAGAGUUACAGAAGUAUCUGACAGAUGAAGAUUACAGUGUAGCUGUUGGGUUCUACAUUUUGCUUCGAGCUGUCGAUCGUUUUGCUGCUAAUUACAACAGUUUUCCUGGACAAUUUCAUGGAGGGAUGGAUGAGGACAUUUCACGAUUGAAGACUACAGCUGUUGGCCUCCUUAGUGACUUAGGUUGCAAUGGCUCAACCUUGACAGAGGACCUUAUCAAUGAGAUGUGCCGAUUUGGUGCUUCACAGCUCCACGCAGUUGCUGCCUUCAUUGGAGGAAUUGCAUCACAAGAAGUUAUCAAGCUCAUAACAAGACAAUUCGUACCCAUGUCUGGGACUUUCAUCUUCAAUGGCAUUGAUCACAAGUCACAAUUGUUGUGCUUGUAGUAGUUCUGGAGCUGAAAUAGCUUUGAAAUGACUGGUCUAUUCUCAUCUUCGCUUGGCUGAAAGUAUGUUGCAAUUGUAGUCCCAGUAAUAGUUUACUCGGCAGCUCUGUAAUUUUUGCAUGCAGAUGCCCCUUCCCUUUCCAGUAGUGGAGCAGAAACUUGUCCGUACUAGCGGCUUUGUUAAACAUCUUAUAUAUGGGCUAUUUUGAAUGGAAGCAUUGUUCACCGUGAUUGAAGGGAUGGUCCACUGGCUUGAUGUAGUUUCCAUGAUAUGGAGGUUUGGUGACUGGAUUGAUGUCUGUGGAGGUGAGAGAGAUAGACAGAGAGUGAGAUUAUAAAAGAUACAUUAGUUUAAAAGGAACUUUUCAGCCUCUCACCUUUAUAUUGUCCAUGAAAUAGAUGGUCGUUACCCCUA
Molecule: messenger RNA, 2139 nt
Organism: Juglans microcarpa x Juglans regia
Lineage: Eukaryota; Viridiplantae; Streptophyta; Magnoliopsida; Fagales; Juglandaceae
Product: NEDD8-activating enzyme E1 regulatory subunit AXR1
Exons: 14
Coding region: 154-1725 (523 amino acids)
Biological process (GO): protein neddylation
Cellular component (GO): cytoplasm
Molecular function (GO): NEDD8 activating enzyme activity
Source: RefSeq, a predicted model, not a curated record